Musa acuminata AAA Group (dessert banana) is the source of this 2313-nucleotide messenger RNA. Its product is annotated as chaperone protein dnaJ A7A, chloroplastic. The transcript has 8 exons. Gene Ontology annotation, biological process: protein refolding; response to heat. Gene Ontology annotation, cellular component: chloroplast thylakoid membrane; cytoplasm. The coding region runs from base 606 to 1967 and encodes 453 amino acids. Gene Ontology annotation, molecular function: heat shock protein binding; ATP binding. Lineage: Eukaryota; Viridiplantae; Streptophyta; Magnoliopsida; Zingiberales; Musaceae. The record is from RefSeq and is a predicted model, not a curated record.
CCAUGCGGUGUGCCCGCAUGAAUUGAACCUGAUUAUGACCGUCGUUAUUUGACUCAGCAAGGGCUGAAUUCGGUUCGGUGAAAACAGUGAACCUGAUCGGUUCGGUCCCGCUCAAACCAACCCGUCGGCAGCGGUACUGAUCCCUGGACGGUUCUAGAUGAUUCUUUGAGAUAGAGUGACGGAGAGCCCUCCGAUCAAAUCCGAUCCGACGACUGACGUUUGCCUUGGUGCACCAAUUGGACGAGAUCCGAGUCCCUGACACACAUAAGGCUCGUGUUCCCGUUCGCAUACCCUCUUCCUCCGUCUCUUAUCCCAUUCCUCGGAACCAGACCGAGAGGUUCCCAGGGGAAGGGAGAGGCGAAUCACCGGUGUGGCCGCUUCUGCCUCCGCCGGUUCAGGUCAGAAACCCUCCAUCUCGUUGUGAGACUACCUUCCCGGAACGGGCUUGAUGGCGUUUGGUGGAUUCUUAGCUCCGAGAUAUCCUCCCUACAAUGUCCAUGUUCUUGAGGCCUAUGUUUGAUGCUUCUCGUGGCGGCGACGGAAGAUUUCUGAGGGAACACAGGAGGUUGAAUUUGCCAUUAUUUUCUCCUUAGCUGCACAGGUCCAUGGCAAUUGUACCAUGUAGAGGUACUUAUGUGCCUCAGUUGGGGGUACAGCCUCAAGCAACACUUAGAAAUGCAUCUCCAGGAUCUUGGCCUUGUUGUAUUACUAAAUUGGUGCUGAUGCCUCAAAUUAGUACUUCAACAAGUAAGUAUCUGGCAUCAUCACAUGCAAGUUUCCUUGCCCCAGUGUCUUCAUCUGCUUUGUUUUAUAAUGGGCCACAUUUAAAUUCUAGGCGCAAUAGGGGAGCACGAUUCAUCGUUAGAGCUGAUCUAGAUUACUAUUCUGUCCUUGGUGUAUCAAGAAAUGCUAGUAAAUCUGAAAUAAAAAGUGCUUACAGGAAGCUUGCAAGGAGUUAUCAUCCUGAUGUGAACAAAGAACCUGGAGCAGAACAGAAAUUCAAGGAGAUCAGCAAUGUAUAUGAGGUCCUGUCAGAUGAUGAAAAGAGGUCAAUAUAUGAUAAGUACGGAGAAGCUGGCCUCAAAGGUGCUGGCAUGGGCACAGGGGAUUAUGGCAACCCAUUUGAUAUCUUUGAGUCAUUAUUUGAAGGCAUGGGAGGGAUGGGAGGAAUGGGUGGGAUGGGAGGAGCAAGAGCUGCUCGCAACAGGCCUAUGCAAGGUGAUGAUGAGAGCUACAAUCUUGUUCUAAAUUUCAAAGAUGCAAUUUUCGGUGUGGAGAAGGAGAUAGAGAUUACACGGCUAGAAAGGUGUGGAACUUGUGAUGGUUCUGGCGCCAAACCUGGCACGAUGCCAAGCAAGUGCAACACCUGUGGAGGUCAAGGUCAGGUUGUCUCUUCGGCAAGGACCCCUCUGGGUGUAUUCCAGCAAGUUAUGACUUGCUCAACUUGCGGCGGUACUGGUGAGUCCUCUACCCCAUGCAGCACCUGUGGAGGGGAUGGGUGUGUGAGGAAGACAAAGAGGAUAAGCCUGAAAGUUCCAGCCGGAGUCGACUCUGGUAGUCGGCUGAGGGUUCGGUCGGAAGGGAAUGCUGGAAGGCGGGGUGGCCCACCUGGCGACCUGUAUGUUUUCAUCGAAGUUCUAUCAGACCCUGUGCUGAAGAGGGAUGGAACCAACAUUCUCUACACAUGCAAGGUAUCAUAUAUCGAUGCAAUCUUAGGGACUACCAUGAAGGUUCCGACGGUGGAUGGAAAGGUGGACCUGAAGAUUCCUGGUGGGACGCAGCCAGGUACGACCCUAGUUAUGGCUAAGAAGGGGGUUCCAUAUCUUGGAAAGCCAAACAUGAGGGGAGACCAGCUGGUUCGUGUGCAGGUAGAGAUCCCAAAGAGGUUAAGUAGUGAAGAAAAGAAGCUGAUCGAGGAGCUUUCCAACCUCAGCAAGUUUAAGACGGCAAACAGCAGGAGACAGUAAAAAAAAAGAAAAACUAACUUCCCCAUUCAUCGGUGGCUGAGAUAUUCCAGCGUCCUAAAGAAGUGGAACAUUCAUGCAAGUCUUCAGGUGAUGGGGAGUGGUCCUUUUAAUGCUUACGAAUUUGGUUAAUCUAGAAAUGAUAAACUCAAGAAUUGAUGAAUGUGAGCAAUAUUGCCUGACGUAGGAUGAGAUAUUAACCAAUUUCAUAUGUUUGAGGAUGAUAUUUCAUACAUAAAUUUUGCAAGGAUUUCAUGGUAAAAGCAAGGAAACACUUUUUAACGGCAAAAAUUGUGCUGCACUGCAAUUUUUCUUAUUGAAGUUGAAUGAAUUUGUUAACUUAUCACAA